Messenger RNA from Wallemia ichthyophaga EXF-994, 849 nucleotides. RefSeq lists its product as uncharacterized. The transcript is spliced from 2 exons. The record is from RefSeq and is a predicted model, not a curated record. Lineage: Eukaryota; Fungi; Basidiomycota; Wallemiomycetes; Wallemiales; Wallemiaceae. Gene Ontology annotation, molecular function: DNA-binding transcription factor activity, RNA polymerase II-specific; zinc ion binding. The coding region runs from base 1 to 849 and encodes 282 amino acids. Gene Ontology annotation, biological process: regulation of DNA-templated transcription.
AUGUUGGGGUUAGUGGAGAGUAAAGCGGGAGCUACAGCGUCAACACCAGCACCAGCACCGGCACCAGCACCGGCCCAGCCACAGAAGUUCAGUUUCCCAGCCUCGAUAUUGAAUGAAGGGGGAGUGGGUGUGGAUGUAGUGGAGAAGCAAACACAGCAGCCACGGCCAAUGCCACAGCCACAGCCACAGCCACAACAGCCACAACAGCCACAGCAGCAGCCACACAUACAACACCUCCAACCACCCACACCAGAACAAUCCAAGCAGCCAAUCAGCAGAGUGACCCGGGCAUGUGACAGAUGCACGCACAAGAAAUUGCGCUGCGAUGGAAACAUAGUACCCGAUCUGAAUGGUCACCCGCCCACGGUGACCAAGGCGUGUUCGCGCUGCGUGAACGCUCACGUCGGGUGCGAGUACACGCGUGUCCAGAAACGCAGAGGACCAAGUCCAGGAUUCAAAAGACGCAAGUUGUCGAAUGAGAGUGCUGGAAGUGGGAAGAGUAUGCAUUCCCCGGCUUCAUCUAUCGAUAGCCAGAGAGAUGGUCACAGCUUGUCGCAGGAUAGUGUGAAAAUUAGUACAGGUGGUAUACCAGCAGUAGCAGCGUCUAGAGUAACAUCAACGAAUACAUCCCCACCAGUACACAAACCAGUACAUUCACCUUCCCCUCUCAAAACUAUUCCCACUUCUUCAGUAUCUUCUUUUAUCGGUCAGCAGUACACACCGGUACACGGCCACAUAAACACACAUACACACACUCACACACAAUCACAACCCCCAGCAUCAUCUACUCCCCCGGCAUUUAGAUUGCCGUCGAUCAGCAACUGGUUUGAAGGCACCGUGCAGCGCUAG